GGGUGGUGGCCGCUGUUUUGCUUCAUUGCUUUCCAGAUCGGCCCACGGAAGCAUGGGAAUGUUGCAAGGAACUGUAUGACGAAACUUGUGUUUAAAGUGCUGGAGAAGUUGCUCUAAGUUCCCCACAAGCUGUUCCACCUCUCAGGAGCUCGGCUGCAGUAACAGAAAGGCCGGUACGGGAACACUGUUGGGACAUUUCACCACCGAGCAAUCCCGGACAAAGGGACCGGAGAGACUUGUGAGCUAACCGGGGUAACUUAGCAUUCCUCUAGCUGCAGCGCAAUGCAGGCCAUAAAGUGUGUCGUUGUCGGAGACGGAGCUGUGGGUAAGACCUGCCUGCUCAUCAGCUACACCACCAAUGCCUUUCCUGGAGAGUACAUCCCCACAGUGUUCGACAACUAUUCCGCCAAUGUUAUGGUGGACGGGAAGCCGGUGAACCUGGGACUUUGGGAUACAGCGGGACAAGAAGAUUAUGACAGACUCCGCCCACUUUCCUACCCGCAAACGGAUGUGUUUCUCAUUUGCUUCUCGCUUGUGAGUCCUGCUUCAUUUGAAAACGUCCGUGCCAAGUGGUAUCCCGAGGUGAGCCACCAUUGUCCCAACACUCCCAUCAUCCUGGUGGGAACCAAGCUGGAUCUGAGAGACGAAAAGGACACCAUUGAGAAGCUGAGGGAGAAGAAACUCAGUCCAAUCACAUAUCCCCAAGGACUGUCGAUGGCCAAAGAGAUCGUUUCCGUCAAGUACCUGGAGUGCUCAGCCUUGACUCAACGUGGCCUUAAAACUGUGUUCGACGAGGCCAUCCGGGCCGUGCUCUGCCCUAAACCCCGCCCGAAGAAAAAGAAGCCGUGCUCUCUCCUCUAAGACUUCCUCCACUGGAGCGGUUACAGGGAAACAUGGCCGCUAAUGGUGAGGGGUUGAAAAAUACGCAGGAGAAACACACCAGUAUACACACAAAAACAAUAUACUUCAGAUUCUUUCCUUCCAUAAAUAUAGCUAUCGCAGAUCUACCAACUGUUUCCAUGAAAAAUUGGAAGAUGAUAGACCCUAGCUCUUUCCCAACAAAAAAUACUGUAUAGACAACACUAUGAAAUUCUUGAGGCCUUCUUGGAUGUUUUGUAAAAAAUAGACCGUGGAAUGUUUUCAAUUUGCUCUUCCACUUCUUGUCCACCUUUUAUUGUUUACAGUCUUGGUUGUUUGUUUUGAGUGGAAGAAAUAUUGCCAAAUGCAUCCUACGGACGUGCUGUAUUUUAACAGAAAAUAAAAUCUUUGUUCUUUUGUCUCAACCAGUUUUAAACCUUUACAAUAAAGCUGACAGUUGGCUGUUGUGUGCUGCUGUUAGUUCAGCUCCAUCAUCAAUGGCAUUUUAUUCAUUUUCUCUUCGCGAGGGCGGUCACGUGUCGGCGCACAGUCAACAAGGAACUUGAAUUUAAUCAACUGUGAAGUUCUUUUUACUUCAACUUACUGUUUGUGCACCAUAAAUCUCUUUACCGGUUAGUUUUCAGUCCUAGCACAUGAUUCAUUGUAAUUCAUUCCCAUGGAUUGAAUGAUGCCUAAGACGCACUGAAAUAUUUGACCGGGGAACAGAUCUUCAGAGACUAACUGUGCUAUUAAACCCUGACAAAUCUAAAUGAUCCAGUAUUUUAUGUGUUUGGCUCAAAUCGGACUCAUGAAGUUCAUGGUAUUAUAUUUUUCGCAAUCCUUAGAAGUGUCUCAACUGUGUAGCUGCCCAGGAGUGAAACGCUGAAAACUUUAUUAGAUGUUGGAUUACACCUGUUUUGGUGGCGGGGGGAAAAAGAGCACCUUUUAUGCUCUAUGGGCAUUGAUCAGAAACAUUUUGUGCAGCACAUUUGAUUUUUAACAGCAUCACUACUAGCUAAGCAAAGUCACUAAGAAGAGCAUCCAUGCCUGCUAAGAACAGUAACAAAGCUGCUGUCGGUUAUGGUGUAGAAGACGGUGUACUCAUCUUUUUGUUUUAAUCAUGUGAUUUGACUGUUUUGUAUCAUUCUUCACAGAAAUUACACUUCACUCACUGUAUUGUUUAACUAACACUAUGAAUAUCCUUUUGUUUAUUACCUCUACAGUUAACGCUACCUUAAUCUCCCUACAAGCCUAGCUUUUUGUAAUUAAUGCUGAUAGCAUGUAUGUGCAACAUAUACUGAAAACUAAGAUUUAGAAUUGCAACGGUUAUAUUUUUUGCCUAUUUACAAAGUGUAUUUGAAUUACUAGAUAAGGGGUUAAGUACAUGUUGCUCAUCUGUAUUGUAUUCAGACAUCAAGCUGUGCUUUAAUUUAAGCCAAUGUUGUGACUCUUUAGUCUUACGGAUAAAAGCUAUUGUCACUUUUUGAAAAAGCCAAUAAAUUCAAGUAAAAUCGA
Anoplopoma fimbria (sablefish) is the source of this 2373-nucleotide messenger RNA. Its product is annotated as ras-related C3 botulinum toxin substrate 1-like. The transcript has 6 exons. NCBI's taxonomy places the organism in Eukaryota, Metazoa, Chordata, Actinopteri, Perciformes, Anoplopomatidae. Gene Ontology annotation, molecular function: protein kinase binding; GTP binding; GTPase activity. Gene Ontology annotation, cellular component: cell cortex; plasma membrane; cytoskeleton. The record is from RefSeq and is a predicted model, not a curated record. Gene Ontology annotation, biological process: motor neuron axon guidance; small GTPase-mediated signal transduction; establishment or maintenance of cell polarity. The coding region runs from base 283 to 861 and encodes 192 amino acids.